UGGUUGGAUUGAUUGUCUUUUAAUUGCAAAAGAAAUGGUUUCAAAAAAAUCUUCAUCGAAUUCAAAAAGUACUCCAGUUAAAAAGUCUUCGUCUUCUUCAUCGUCUUCGAAAACAAGCCUUAAUAAGAAAAAAUCUGCUUCAAAUACAAAAUCGUCUACUUCCUCAAAAUCAACUUCUUCAAAAUCUUAUAAUCAACAACCAGGUCAAGCUCAAUCUCAAUCUCAAUCUCAAUCUCAUAAUAACUUUGCAUAUGCAGCUGCUGCUGCUGCCCAUCGUUAAAGCUCUUUUUAUUUUAACGAUAUUCUUUUUAUUCACUCUAUAUUUUAAUGUCACUCUUAUAUAGACCUUCAUUAUGUAUUAUACACUUUGUGUUAAUGAUCUCCACAAUUGACAAUUACAAUAUAUAUUUCGUCUAUGU
This is a messenger RNA of Hyphopichia burtonii NRRL Y-1933, 419 nucleotides long. RefSeq lists its product as uncharacterized. The coding region runs from base 35 to 280 and encodes 81 amino acids. The record is from RefSeq and is a predicted model, not a curated record. The transcript has a single exon. NCBI's taxonomy places the organism in Eukaryota, Fungi, Ascomycota, Pichiomycetes, Serinales, Debaryomycetaceae.